UCCGCUAUUUACGUGUUAUUAUCUUUCGCGUAGAAAGUGUAAGUUUCAAAAAGCGAAAUUGGACCAUUCUCGAUUUGAAUUAUUAGAGUUGUUUUGUUAAUGCAAUUAUGCCUCCCGUACCAAGUGGAAAAGCUGUAAAAAAAGCCGGCAAGGCACAAAAGGCUGUUCGUACCGGUGAUAAACGCAAAAAGAGGAAGCGUAGGAAGGAAAGUUUCAGCAUUUACAUCUACAAAGUUUUAAAACAGGUGCAUCCAGAUACUGGUAUUUCUAGUAAGGCUAUGUCUAUUAUGAAUAGCUUUGUAAAUGAUAUUUUCGAACGUAUUGCUGCAGAGUCUUCUCGCCUGGCCCAAUAUAAUAAACGUUCUACUAUUACAAGCCGAGAAAUCCAGACUGCUGUACGCUUAUUGCUACCUGGUGAAUUGGCGAAGCAUGCUGUAUCUGAAGGUACUAAGGCUGUUACUAAGUAUACGAGCUCCAAAUAAUUUUUAAAGUUCUUGUUCAGCUUCAAAGUUUUUAAAUUUUGAAAAUUGAGCAUUUUUUUAUAUUCUUCUAAUUUUUCUUUGACUAAGUUUGGAAGUUCAGAUAGCUGAAUAUAACGAAACUUUUGCUGUACAGUAUUGCAUCUUUUUCAGUGUUGUCUGUGAUUUGCUUUUUUAAAUUGUGCCCCUAAUAUUAUCUUUUUAUCGGCCGUAUUGACAUUUUGCAAUUUUGAAAGUAAAGAAUAUGAAAUUCAUCAACAUAUUGUCAAAAUACUCACGUGUCAUGUUUUCAAAGUGUUCAUUCCAUUUUCUAUAUUAUGUUAACUGAAUAAAGAUGCUAUAACGAUUUGAAAA
Messenger RNA from Parasteatoda tepidariorum (common house spider), 833 nucleotides. Its product is annotated as histone H2B. The record is from RefSeq and is a predicted model, not a curated record. Gene Ontology annotation, cellular component: nucleosome. NCBI's taxonomy places the organism in Eukaryota, Metazoa, Arthropoda, Arachnida, Araneae, Theridiidae. Gene Ontology annotation, molecular function: structural constituent of chromatin; protein heterodimerization activity; DNA binding.